This is a messenger RNA of Pipistrellus kuhlii (Kuhl's pipistrelle), 3791 nucleotides long. RefSeq names its product SEL1L adaptor subunit of ERAD E3 ubiquitin ligase (gene SEL1L). Gene Ontology annotation, cellular component: endoplasmic reticulum membrane. Gene Ontology annotation, molecular function: protein binding. Bases 117 to 2501 code for a protein of 794 amino acids. Lineage: Eukaryota; Metazoa; Chordata; Mammalia; Chiroptera; Vespertilionidae. The record is from RefSeq and is a predicted model, not a curated record. The transcript is spliced from 21 exons. Gene Ontology annotation, biological process: ERAD pathway.
GUGGAGCCAGAGACGCGAGCAGGAAGAGCCCGGCGGCGGCGGUGUCGGCGGCAGAGUUGGUGGCGCCAGAGGCGAAAGCGACAGCUCCCGGGGUUGGCGGCAGCCCCGAGAGCAGGAUGCGGGUCCGGGUCGGGCUGACGCUGCUGUUCUGCGCGGUGCUGCUGGGCACGGCCUCGGCGUCCUCGGAUGAUGAAAGCAGCCAGGAUGAAUCCUUAGAUUCCAAGACUUCUUUGCCAUCAGAUGAGUCAGUAAAGGACCACAGCACAGCAGGCAGAGUAGUUGCUGGUCAGAUAUUUCUUGAUUCAGAAGAGCCAGAAUUGGAAUCACCUAUUCAGGAGGAGGAAGACGGCCCCAGGAGCCAAGAAGGGGAAAGUGGCACAGAAGAAGUCAGCUUUUUAGAAUCUUCAAAUCCAGAAAGCAAAGAUUAUGAAGAACCAACGCAAGUACGGAAACCAGCUUUGACCGCCAUUGAAGGCACAGCACAUGGAGAGCCCUGCCACUUCCCUUUUCUUUUCCUGGAUAAGGAAUAUGAUGAGUGCACGUCAGAUGGGAGGAAAGAUGGCAGACUAUGGUGUGCUACAACCUAUGACUACAAGGCAGAUGAAAAGUGGGGCUUUUGUGAAACUGAAGAGGAGGCUACUAAAAGACGGCAAAUGCAGGAAGCAGAAGUGAUGUACCAGACUGGGAUGAAAAUCCUCAAUGGAAGCAAUAAGAAAAGCCAAAAAAGAGAAGCGUAUCGGUAUCUUCAAAAGGCAGCAAGCAUGAACCAUACCAAGGCCCUGGAGAGAGUGUCGUAUGCUCUUUUGUUUGGUGAUUACCUGACCCAGAACCUCCAGACGGCUAAAGAGAUGUUUGAGAAGCUGACUGAGGAAGGCUCUCCCAAGGGACAGGCUGCUCUUGGCUUUCUCUACGCCUCUGGACUUGGUGUUAAUUCAAGUCAGGCAAAGGCCCUUGUAUAUUAUACUUUUGGAGCUCUUGGGGGCAACCUAAUAGCCCACAUGAUUUUGGGCUACCGCUACUGGGCUGGCAUCGGGGUCCUCCAGAGUUGUGAAUCCGCGCUGACUCAUUACCGUCUUGUGGCCAACCAUGUUGCUAGUGAUAUCUCGCUGACAGGAGGCUCAGUAGUGCAGAGAAUACGGCUCCCCGAUGAAGUGGAAAACCCAGGAAUGAACAGUGGGAUGCUAGAAGAAGAUUUGAUUCAGUAUUACCAGUUCCUAGCUGAAAAGGGUGAUGUACAAGCACAGGUCGGUCUGGGACAAUUGCACCUGCACGGAGGGCGUGGAGUAGAACAGAAUCAUCAGAGAGCGUUUGACUACUUCAAUUUAGCAGCGAAUGCUGGCAAUUCACAUGCGAUGGCCUUCUUGGGAAAGAUGUAUUCAGAGGGAAGUGAUAUUGUGCCUCAGAGUAAUGAGACAGCCCUUCACUACUUUAAGAAAGCUGCUGACAUGGGCAACCCAGUUGGACAGAGUGGGCUUGGAAUGGCUUACCUCUACGGGAGAGGAGUUCAAGUUAAUUAUGAUCUGGCACUGAAGUAUUUCCAGAAAGCUGCUGAGCAAGGCUGGGUGGAUGGGCAGCUGCAGCUUGGCUCCAUGUACUAUAAUGGCAUUGGAGUCAAGAGGGAUUAUAAACAGGCCUUGAAGUAUUUUAACUUAGCUUCUCAGGGAGGCCACAUCUUGGCUUUCUAUAACCUCGCACAGAUGCACGCCAGCGGCACAGGUGUGAUGCGAUCCUGCCACAAUGCGGUGGAGUUGUUUAAGAAUGUGUGUGAACGGGGCCGCUGGUCCGAGAGGCUUAUGACUGCCUAUAACAGCUAUAAAGACGGCGACUACAAUGCGGCCGUGAUCCAGUACCUCCUGCUGGCCGAACAGGGCUACGAAGUGGCACAGAGCAACGCCGCCUUCAUCCUCGACCAGAGAGAAGCCACCAUUGUAGGUGAGAAUGAAACCUACCCCAGAGCGUUGCUGCACUGGAACAGGGCUGCCUCGCAAGGCUAUACUGUGGCUAGAAUUAAGCUUGGAGACUACCAUUUCUAUGGAUUUGGCACCGAUGUGGAUUAUGAGACUGCGUUUAUUCAUUAUCGUCUAGCAUCUGAGCAACAACACAGCGCACAGGCUAUGUUUAAUCUGGGAUAUAUGCAUGAGAAAGGACUAGGCAUUAAACAGGAUAUUCACCUUGCAAAGCGUUUUUAUGACAUGGCAGCCGAAGCCAGCCCAGAUGCACAGGUACCAGUCUUCCUAGCGCUCUGCAAAUUGGGCGUUGUCUAUUUCUUGCAGUACAUACGGGAAGCAAACAUUCGAGAUGUAUUUACCCAAGUUGAUAUGGACCAGCUUCUGGGACCUGAGUGGGACCUUUACCUCAUGACCAUCAUCGCGUUGCUGCUGGGAACAGUCAUAGCCUACAGGCAGAGGCAGCACCAAGACAUGCCCGUCCCCAGGCCUCCCGUGCCACGGCCAGCACCACCCCAGCAGGAGGCACCACCGGAGCAGCAGCCGCCGCAGUAACAGCCUGGAUCAGUGACAACCAAGGGAAUCGUCUGCGGAGAACACCUGCGUUCGGUCUGGGACUCAGGCUCCGUGGCCACUUGCUGGAAGAGGCACAGGAAGCAUUGAAUUCCUAAAGCUGCUUAGAAUCGAUGCCUUUAUUUUCAGGGAUAAGAAACUCUUACCUAAACUGAGUUGAAUUUCAGUGCCGUUUGGAAUAACAACUCUCAGUGGCUUUCCUUUUCUUGUUUGUUCUGGAAACACGUGAGACACUCAACGUAAUGUCUACUGUAUCCAGCUCUCUUGGGUCCUUUUGGUCAUUCUCUCAGUGUGCAUAAGUUCUCCAAUCAACCAUCUUCACGGUCUUGUGCAUCGACACUAAAAACUGAUGUGCGAAAAGGAAAACCCAGUUACUCGCAAGUUGAACCAUAACAUGUUUGAAAGUUUGGAAGUAGAACUUGCCUUUAACGUUAAAAAAAAAAAAAAAAAAAAAAAAAAAAAGGCUUCAGAAACUUUGCCAAUCCACAUGCAAGUACAUGUAUUCAGCACAUUUGUUACUUUUAAAGGGAAGGAAGGGAGGUUUCUGACUGCUGGUGAUGGUCAUAUUUUAUACCACACUUCUCUCCUUCAGAGACUGAAAGGCCUUGCUAGCGUUGUGUGUGAACUUCAUUUCUUUGGAAUGGAAUAUCUAUAAAACCUUAGGAACUGAUUCCUUGAGCUAACACAUGCAUUUGCCCCACCUACUUAAUGCAGUUUGCUUGUUUUAAGUACGCAGAGCCUUGAUCUGGAAGCCAGAGGAUGGACUAAGUGGGAGAAAUUAGAAAGCAAUAUUAUAGAACCCUGCAUGGGGUGCUAAGGCCAUAGAAUAGACUUCCUUCCCCAAAAGCUGACCCAGUAGCUCCCAGGACUGACUCAGUUUGCAUUUCUAUUGCAAAAGGAGCAGAUCACCCUCCUGAAUUCUCUUAAGUAUGAAAUAUAAUUGCAAAAGGUACGGCGUAUGGUGACUACCAUUAUAAUACUAAGGCUGAGUGAGUCGGGAUCUAGGAUGCAUGAAGCUCAGUGGGUGAGGACAGCCAAAGCCUGUUCACACUGUUCAGGUGGAUUUUUAUUUUUGCAGUUUUAUGUGACAGUAGAAAGCCACUUGCUCAGCUGUCCUGUUCACCACCCUCCCACUGUGAACACUAGAAAAAUAAGGCUAUUCCACUUGAGAAUUGUCUGAUUAAACUGUAUGGAAAACAACCGUGAAGAAAACUUACGUACGAACUUCACAUAUCUUGCAAAUGAAAAAAUUAAACAGAGUUUGUAUUUCUU